GCCACUGUCGCUGUCAUCACAGAUGUACCCCCAGCUGUCACUCCAUUGCUCCGUCUCUUUGCUCGCGCGCACACGCGUGCUCUCUCCUCCGCUCCCCUUCCUUCCCCUCUCCUCGCCGUCUCCCUCUGUCCCUCCCUCUUCCCUUCUCAGUUUGUUAUUGACCCAGCAGCCCCAUCCCCUUGGCAGCGGCGGCAGCAUUCCUGCUCCCCCGUGCUGUCUGCUGCGUGCCAGGUCCCCGCUCGCGGUGCACUGGGGACUGACAGUGCCCACUGUGGUCUGCUUGCCAGUGCUGUCUGGAUUUCUCCAGGAAUCCCAGGAGGGACUCACUGGAUGGCUCAGAACUACUUGAUUUAAGGAGCUCGAGGUCAGGGUGAAAAAAGCAGCUGCAGCAUGAACCCCUGAGCUGGUGCGUCUUAUUAUAGACCGGAGGGCGGAAGACGAGUGCUGCAGCUCACUGUCAGGCGAAGGUGGAGAGGAAGCAGGCAGCCUGCGGAGGAGGGGCUGCUCUCUGCCUCCUCGGGGGCCAUGGACUGACCAGUAGCACAUACCAAGGGGCUCCCCUGUCCCCAGAGGGGCAGGGCCGUGACAGCCGUGGCAUUCACCAUGCUGGCCCUGGGCAGUGGUCCUGAGCAGAGGAUCAGGCUGGUCCUGCAGUGGAGGCAGAUCUCCUGGAUCACCUGCUGGAUCACCCUGUAUGCCGUGGAGGCCCUCCCUGCCUGCCCCUUCUCCUGUAAGUGUGACACCCAAAGCCUGGAGGUGGAUUGCAGUGGUCUAGGCCUCACCACAGUGCCCCCUGAUCUGCCCGCUGCCACCCGAACCCUCUUGCUCUUGAACAAUAAGCUGAGUGCCCUGCCAAGCUGGGCUUUCGCCAACCUGUCCAGCCUGCAGCGGUUGGACCUAUCCAACAACUUCCUGGACCAGCUGCCAGGCUCCAUUUUCGGGGACCUGACAAAUCUGACAGAGCUGCAGCUGCGCAAUAACAGCAUCAGGACCCUGGACAGGGCUCUGCUGCAGCGCUCGCCCCUGCUGCGCCACCUGGACCUGUCCAUCAAUGGUCUGGCUCAGCUGCCCCCAGGCCUUUUCGACAGACUCCCGGCACUGCGCUCCCUGUCGCUGCGCUCCAACCGCCUGCAGAACCUAGACCGGAUGACGUUUGAACCCCUAGCAAGCCUGCAGCUGUUGCAGGUUGGGGACAACCCCUGGGAGUGUGACUGUAACCUGCGUGAUUUCAAGCACUGGAUGGAAUGGUUCUCCUACCGAGGGGGCCGCCUGGACCAGCUUGCCUGCACCCUCCCCAAGGAGCUGAGGGGGAAGGACAUGCGCAUGGUCCCCAUGGAGAUGUUCAACUACUGUUCCCAGUUGGAGGAUGAGAAUAGCUCGGCCGGGCUGGAUAGUCCCGGGCUACCCUGCACCAAGGCCAGCCCAGAAUCUGUGAAGCCCAAGCCAGGGGCCGAGCCAGAGCCUGAGCCCAGCACGGCCUGCCCCCAGAAGCAGAGGUACCGGCCAGUGAGCGUGCGCAGGGCCAUCGGCACAGUGAUCAUCGCCGGGGUGGUCUGCGGAAUCGUCUGUAUCAUGAUGGUGGUGGCCGCCGCCUAUGGCUGCAUCUAUGCCUCCCUCAUGGCCAAGUACCACCGGGAGCUCAAGAAGCGCCAGCCCCUCAUGGGGGACCCGGAGGGUGAGCACGAAGAGCAGAAGCAGAUCUCCUCUGUGGCAUGAGAGCCCAGCGCCACCUGGCCCCGGCAGGAAGAGCAGGGGAAGCCCAUGGGGAUUGCUUCAGGAAGGGCCGGCAUACCCUUCUGUCACAGUCCCCAGCUCUGCUUUCCUCCCAGCCCUCCCGGAAACCAGCCACAGUGUGAACUUCUAAGUCUCCGGAUUAUGCUCUUCUCCGAGCCACCAAAUCUUUGGAACACCUGGGGGAUUGCCUUCAGUUUCCGGCCACAGGGAAGAAAGAACUGUGUGCAAGUGGAGGCUGCCGGACUGAGUUCUCCCUCUGCCCUUCCUGCCCUGGGUGUGGUCAGAGCUGGCUGACUCUCCCUGUCUCUUGCCCAACCCCCUUACCUGCAUUUAGUGGCUGGGCGGGGGGGGGGAGUGAUACCGGGCCAGGAGCCCAUUUCUGCAACUCUCUUCUAAGCCAGGAAGAUAUUCUUCACUACCCCUCAUUGAAAGUUGGGUCCAGCUUUCCAAUGCUGGUACUAUUACACCCACCCUGUCAUCUAGACACAGCACUUAGAAACACAACGCUGUGAUUAUAACACAGUCCCUUGGCUGAAGCCAUUAUGUCCCUAUAUCUGCUAGAGACCACGCCAAUCAUCCACACUGCUCCUGGAUUCACUAAUUUGUCUCACAUAAACUCACAGCAUCACCAGCGAAAUCACAUCGAUUGAAGAAAUCUCACACGUACACACACACACACAGUCACGUGGAGACAGAAGUUAUGAGAACGUGGGAAGCAGAAGCAUGUCUCCCCCUUGGAUCUCUAGCUCUCUGAUCACAGAACCUUUUGCUUGCUGACCGCAAUCUUCUCAAGUCAACACGGGGAGAAACCAAACGGACAACACGGGAUGCCUUUGAGAUCCUCUAAAGUGGGCCAAGUGGAUGCGCCUGCUCGUCACCAUGGUAACCCUCUCACACCUGUCCUGCUGGCUUUUCCAGGGACACCAGCUCAGAGGCCUUGUAGCUGCAGUGCCUGUGGAGAGCACCUCCUAAGAGCCCAGUCUGCCUGAGUGCGUCACUGCCAGGCCCUGUGGGGACACCCACCAAUUCCACUCCUAUAGCCUGCAGCCCAAGAAUCAUUGCUCUGCACCUCUCACCUCUCCAGCUUCAGCAUCUCUGGAUCUGUCACCUCGGGUGGGGACUGGGCCAUGCUCUGUGAUUGGUGGCGUCUUGGGAAAGCCGGUGGCCUUUGCUGGAGCUCACUGCCUGCCAACAUCUCCCGAAUAGACCCAGGAGCAGGGCACUCUGCUCAGAGGCUUCGGUGGUGGGGCUCCCUUUCCCAGGGUUUGGUCUGCUCAGUCUGGCUUCCCAGACGUCUUCAUUGUACCUGGACUGUGGUGCGAACCAGAGCAUGGGCCAGGGGUCCUGUCUGCUCUUUUGCUGGAACCUAUACCAAAGGGGCAGAGAUACCUGCUUGCAGGGCUGUGGGAGGGGCAGUGAGAAGAGGCCUGUGCAGGGCUUGGGGUCACCAGUCUUCUUUUCUAGGUCUGCCAUCCCCUCUUGUGAGUCUGACCCGGGUGACUACUAGUCUCCUUCUGCCGGACACUGGUUUUCCCACGGCUCCCAGAGGGGUGAGAUGUAUCUGGCGGGGUUCUGGCUCUAAGACAGGCUUUCUGUGGUGGCCCAGGAAGAGGUCGCCAAGAUAUGACGGUCUGAGGAAGGACAGGGCAGGACAGGGCAAGCCUGGACCCUUCCACCUCAUAGAGGAGCUUCGUGGGGGCGUGGGGUUGUGGGAGGAGGAGGAGUGCUUUUGAGAAGGUCAUUCUCCAGUAGGGGUACAGAGGGAGCCCCAGCACAGGCUGCUAGAUGCCCUCCCUGAGGUGGAGGCAAGUCUUCCUUUUUUUGGUUUGCCAGCUAGAACCGGAUCUAGGGAUUUCCUAAAGGGAAUGGGGGAGGGGUGGGCGUUGUCAAUGGUGGUCUCUUCAUUCUGAGACAGAAGAUUUUUAAAGGCAAAAUUAUAUUUCUGGUUUGUUGUUUCAGAAGACCAAUAAAGACUGUAUUUUCCUAUGUACUUCCUGAUUUCCUUGGGUGGGGAGGGUAGGUGGGUGCUGGGAGAGUAGCUUCCUGCCCCUCGCCUGCCAGACAGCUGCCCAAAGUGCUGCCAGAUGUCAGCACAAUGUCCAGAACCCCUAAGACAGGUGGGGGCCUUGCCUUGGGGCGCCCCCAGGAGAGAGUGAACAGGCAGCACAGCUGAGUGCGUCAAGCUCGCCCACGUGAUGGCCUGAUGGCAGUAUACAUGAGCCUCAGGCUGCUUUCACUGGGAAGCAACGGGACUUGUGGAGUGAGGAAGGGGAGCUGGAGACCCGGCACUGCUCUGCC
Messenger RNA from Rhinolophus ferrumequinum (greater horseshoe bat), 4032 nucleotides. RefSeq names its product leucine rich repeats and transmembrane domains 2 (gene LRTM2). The record is from RefSeq and is a predicted model, not a curated record. Gene Ontology annotation, cellular component: plasma membrane. The transcript has 5 exons. Bases 604 to 1716 code for a protein of 370 amino acids. NCBI's taxonomy places the organism in Eukaryota, Metazoa, Chordata, Mammalia, Chiroptera, Rhinolophidae. Gene Ontology annotation, molecular function: protein binding.